This is a messenger RNA of Hemibagrus wyckioides, 5375 nucleotides long. RefSeq names its product solute carrier family 7 member 11 (gene slc7a11). Gene Ontology annotation, cellular component: membrane. Gene Ontology annotation, biological process: amino acid transmembrane transport. NCBI's taxonomy places the organism in Eukaryota, Metazoa, Chordata, Actinopteri, Siluriformes, Bagridae. The transcript is spliced from 12 exons. Gene Ontology annotation, molecular function: L-amino acid transmembrane transporter activity. The record is from RefSeq and is a predicted model, not a curated record. The coding region runs from base 198 to 1652 and encodes 484 amino acids.
GUUUUAGACUGCAGGCAGCGUAUCAGAAGUUUGCUUUGCAUUGUGGGAACACCUAGUUCCUGUCUCAGCAGCCCGGCUGUGAUGAGUAUAAAAAAGCAGGCCGGCUUCACUUCCACUAACUCACACUGAGAGUGUGUGUGUGUGUGUGUGUGUGUGUGUGUGUGUGUGUGCUUGUGUGUGUGAGUUCUUAUAUCACCAUGGCCAAAAGGAAGGCUCAGGAUCUCAGGGGUACAGAAAAAAGCAAGGACCAGAAUGAAGAGAAAGUUCAGUUAAGGAAGAAGGUGACGCUGCUACGUGGGAUCUCCAUCAUCAUUGGAACCAUCAUUGGUGCUGGAAUCUUCAUCUCACCUAAGGGCAUCCUACAGAACUCGGGCAGUGUAGGAAUGUCCCUGGUGAUCUGGGUGGCUUGUGGGAUUCUGUCAUUAUUUGGUGCUCUGUCCUACGCUGAGUUGGGAACCUGCAUUACGAAGUCCGGUGGUCACUAUACCUACGUCCUUGAGGCUUUCGGCCCACACGUGGCUUUCUUACGAUUAUGGGUGGACAUCAUUGCUAUACGGCCUGCAGGAAUGGCCGUGAUUUCUCUGGCAUUCGGACGCUACAUUUUGGAGCCAAUCUUUAUGCCGUGUGGCGUGCCAGAGUUUGCAAUCAAGCUUGCUACAGCGAUUGGACUGACCACGGUUAUGUACAUUAACAGUAUGAGUGUGAGCUGGACAGCCAGGCUGCAGAUCUUCCUCACGUUCAGUAAACUUCUCGCCAUGGUCAUCAUCAUCGUCCCCGGACUUUAUCAGCUGUCCAAAGGUGAGACCAAACACUUUCAGAACGCAUUUGAGGUGCACUCGGUGAAGCUGUCGGACCUUCCCCUGGCCUUCUACUCAGGGAUGUAUGCUUACGCUGGCUGGUUCUACUUGAAUUUCGUCACAGAGGAAGUGGAUCGUCCAGAGAGAACCGUCCCAUUGGCCAUCUGUAUCUCCAUGGCGAUUGUAACCGUAUGCUACACGCUGACCAAUGUCGCAUAUUACACCGUGAUGUCAGCUGACCAGCUGCUCACUUCGAGUGCUGUUGCUGUGACAUUUGCUGAAAAAGUUUAUGGGAAUUUCUCCAUCGCGGUUCCCAUCUUCGUGGCUCUUUCCUGCUUCGGUUCUAUGAACGGAUGCACUUUUGCCAUCUCCAGAAUGUUUUACGUGGCGUCUCGAGAAGGUCAACUUCCUGAAGUUCUGUCUAUGGUGCAUGUUCGCCGUCACACUCCGGUAGCUGCUGUAAUUGUCCUGUACCCCCUCACCAUGCUCCUCCUGUUCGUCGGAGAUCUCUACAGCCUGCUGAACUUCAUGAGCUUCCUGCGCUGGCUCUUCAUCGGCCUGGCCGUGGUCGGACUCAUCUACAUGCGCUACACACGACCCGAAAUGCCACGUCCUUUCAAGGUCCCCAUCUUUAUCCCGGCGGUUUUCUCUUUCACCUGCUUCUUCAUGGUCUUCCUCUCGCUCUACUCCGAUCCGGUUAACACAGGGAUCGGCUUCGGCAUCAUGCUCACUGGAAUUCCGGCCUACUACAUCUUCAUCGUUUUCGACAGGAAACCCAUGUGGUUCAACAGACUCUCAGACUCUGUGAACAGAUCCUUACAGAUCCUCAUGGAGGUGGUCCCUGCCGAGAACUGACCUUUCCAGACACCGCUCUUGCAUCACUCGGUCUUUCAUUUUGUCUCUCUUAUAGAACAUGCUCCCUUCAUCCUGCUCUCAUUUUCAUUCCUCUUUUAUGUUUUAUAGAAAACAUUCCCCCGAGUGACCGCUUCACAAUCUAUCACUCCACAAGGGAGGAAUGAGAGAGACCUUUCAGUGCUAAAAACAAGAAACUUUCACUCGCUCUCGGUUGUCACAAUGCAGUGCUACACAAUGCACAUUUCAGUUGAGACUUGGAUUAUUUCCUCUGCAUUUUGGAAUAUCAGAUCUUUUUUUUUUGUCAUUAUCAGAUUAUCAGAGUAGACAGAACAUGGAGUGAGUAAAUGUUUGAUAAUUAUUCGUUAUAAAAAAAGAAACAGCGUUUCCGUUGUUUUCUUACAAAAUGGUCUCAGACCCAAAAAAGUAGCAUGUAAAAUUCUGUGUUAAAACUUCCAACUAAAAACAUGCCAAUAAUGUUUUUUAUGGAAACUCAAAGAACGUUUUAUUUAUUUAUUUAUUUAUUUUGAAUCACAACAUACAAGUAAACAUUUUGCUAAGUUGACUGUUAGCCAGCUCGGAGAUAGCAUAUGUGCCAUGUGCACUUUUUUGGUACAUUCCAUGGGUUCCUCUGGCAUUCUUUCGAUAUUUAGGAGUUCAAGCUUUGUCAGGACGUUCUACAUGAAGUGUUUCAUAGGUAUGUCAGAGGUAUUUCAUCUCUGUUGUAAGAAUUUUUAACUUCUCUGGGUUCUUCCAGAAGGAAAAGAGAGGUUACAAGGAGUGUUAUUCUUGUAACUACAGUAGAUUGUAUCUCAUGUAUGCUGGAGGAAAGAAGCUUCCGAAAGGAAUUGCUUUCUUAAGAUGUUGUACUUGGAACCUUUUGUGAAGGAAAAGUUGCCACACCCACAACCCAUUACCCAACCCCAAACUAAACCCUCUGAACCCAACUUCCCACUUCAUACCCAACAACCCCAACCUGUUACCCAACAACCCAAACCCAUUACCCAACUUCCCACCCCAACCAUUACCCAACAACUUCACCCCAACCAAUUACUAUACAACCCACACCAAUACAUUUCCUAACAACCUCACUUCACCAAUUACCCAACUUCCCAACCCAUUACCCAACCCCCAACUUAACCCUCUGACCCAACUUCCCACUUCAUUCAUUACCCAACAACCCCAACCCAUUACCCAACAAAUCCAACCCUUUACCCAACUUCCCACAGCAACCGGUACCCAACAACCUCACCCCAACCAAUUACCAUAAACCACACCAAUACAUUUCCUAAUUACCCAACUUCCCACUCCAACCCAUUACCCAAGAACCCCAACCGGUUAAUCAACUUCCCACCCAACCAUUACCCAAAACCCAACCCAAGCAAAUGACCCCAACUUCCCACCCCAAACAUUACCCAACAACCCACACCAUACACCAAACAACCCCACCCCACCAAUUACCCAAUGUCCCACCCCAACCUAUUACCCAACAACUCAACCCAUUACCCAACAAAUUUCAAAUUUAGUGGUUUCUCCCGAAAGGACAAACUGAAAAAUGGUAAAAAAAAUCCACAGAAGGGUCUACUUAGGAACUUGUGAUGGUCCAUUUUCCCCCCAAAAUUCAUAUUUUAAAAGGUUUUCAAUGGAACAUCUAAAGUUUCCUCCAAUGGGAAAAAACUGAAAAACAUUUAGAGUUGCAAUAUUUUUCUAGGAGUGUGCCAAACCCUCAGGUUCUCAGACUCUAUAUGCUCUGAUGACCUUUCCCACAGUUUAUCGCAGACAUGAGAAAAAACCCCGUAAUGAAGUGUUUCUAAUACGUUAUAGUGCACUGUUGAGAAAUAGCUCAAAUAAAUCUAAUUACACUUGUUAUAUAUGACAAGCUCAUACACUGGAUAAAAGCACUAGCAUGACGCUUACGGCUACCGCAUUAGCCUAGCUCAGCUGGACAUAAUUGUGGAGAAAAACAAUCAAUCCUAGAUGUCCUGUGGCGAAAAGCUGAACUCUACUACUUUCUAACACGGAUGUGAUGAAUCGCUAAUUAGUCUGAUGAAAGAAGAAGAAAAAAAUGUGCUUGCUAGCUUCAGUUGUCUGGACGCUAACUUGUAAGGAGAAACGCUAAGUCGCUUUCUCAGUCUUUUCAGCUGUGCUAGCAGUCUGAUUGUAUCAUAACCAUCCAUCUUUGACCUCCUGGGCAGUUAUCCUGACUCUCCAGUGCUAUUUAAGUGUUUUAUACCUCAUAAAGCAAUUCCACAUGGUCAUUAUGAGAACUACUGUAGAUCAGGUUGAAAUUUUGAUGUAUUGUGUUUUGUAGUGUUGUUAGAGGUUGGGAAAUGUGGGCUGUACAGCGUUUCUGGAAGUCACCGGAGAUUACGGCUAGGACAGUGUUCGGAGAUAAGGAUCCAUCUACGUUGCGUUUAUUUUUAUUUUUUUAAUUUUCUUAAAAUUAUACAUAAAGACAUAAAACAACAAUGGCACAUUUUUAGCAUGCACUAAAAUAGGAUUUUUAAUUUUUUUCAUUUAAUUUUUCUUAUUAUUUUAAUUUUUUUAAUUUAAUUUUUUUUUUUACAAUUUUACAACUUUAAUAUUUUUUUCUGUUGUUCAUAAAACACUCUAACUUGUACAAUCUAUACAACAGGGUCCAAAAGUCUGAAAGCACAAAUAAAAUUCCUGUAUAAAUUCACUGUAUAUUGAAACAAAACUUGCGUGAUUUUUAAAAACAUUUCCGGCAUAAAUUUUUUUUUUAGACAAAACAAAAACAGAUGAACAAAUUAGUAAUGUAUCAGGUAUCAGGUUCUAACCCUGAUCUUUAAUCGCUGUAAUCGUUCAGAUCAAGCAGAUGAAAAAGUAAAAAAAAAAAAAACAACACUUUUUUUGCUUUAAGGUGAAAAACUGAUUGAAACAUCGAUAUUUUUCCACAUGAAACUCCGACCAAUGCAACUACAUGGACUUCUCGGCCGCUUUAGACUUUAGAGGACGUCUACCUGUAGCUAUUAUUGUGUGAAUGAAUGUGUUUUUAAAAUAAAUCGAUUUUGAUAUUGACAAGUGAACAUUCGAAACUGUAUUAAAAGUAUUUUAAUGUCUAGAAUUUUCUAUAUACGAAGUGUAAAACAAUAAGAAAAUGUAGGUUGGAUUAGUUACUGCUGUAUGAAGUAACACUGAAUUUUUUUUUUCAAUGCACUCGAUACUUACUACAUUAACACUAUUGCUUUAAAUUAUUUACUAAGACCUUCAGUAGAUGUCUAUUCGUAGUACUUCGAUUAAUAUGUCUAUUUGUACAUUUGUAUUGUUACACACUCGCUAUAUACUAUUUUAUUUAAAACAAAUCCUUUCUUUUUUUUCCAUCACAUUUUUUGUGACAGCAAAUAACUCUGUACAGACUCGUAGAUUUGUAUCCAAGCACAUUUUUUUUGUAAUAUUCUACUGCAAGUCGGACAGGAAAUCAAUAUCUCUGAGACACAACACGGGAGAUAUCUGGAUGAGAAUACUGAACAUGUUCUCCAGAGGUUGGGGUUUGAUAAAAGCAGAUGAUGUAAGGCUAGUGAAAGUGCUGCAUCUGGUAAAUGUGGACAAAAUGUAAUUUAAAGAUAAAAAAAUAUCUGCUGAAAUGGAUUGUUAUAAAAUGGUGUUUUUUGAUUAUUCUUACAUCGUCUUGAAUAGACUUGUAUCGUUCUGUUUACACUUGCUGUAUAAUUUAUAACAUGACUAAAUAAAAAAAUAUUUAAAUUU